Molecule: messenger RNA, 730 nt
Organism: Teleopsis dalmanni
Lineage: Eukaryota; Metazoa; Arthropoda; Insecta; Diptera; Diopsidae
Exons: 1
Coding region: 143-712 (189 amino acids)
Source: RefSeq, a predicted model, not a curated record
GAUGUUGCUGUGCGAGAAUCAGUUAACAUUUCAACUUCAUACGUAAAAGACCAAACGUUUGUUAACAAUAUUUGAGUGAGAGUAUCGCAAGAAGAAAAUCGCUUAAACGAGUUAAAAAAGCAAACAAAAACAAAAAAUUAAGAUGAAAUUUUUGAAAAUUUUAUUUGCGGUUUUAUUUUGUCUUGCAAUUGUCGGAGAUUUCGAAAACUUUUAUACAAAAGCAGCUGCCAUUAAUUGUAAGGAUGACUCAACUCAAACUAUCAACGACACAAAAGCAAAUGAGAAUCCAUCAAGUGAUAAUAAAAAUGUUUCUGAAGUAUCUACAACCAAAGCAGAAUCAGAUACAAGUACAAAAGCACCUGAGGUGGUAACUACCGAUGAGUUCAGUGAGGUCAAACAAUUCUUCCAAACUAUACAGAAAACCAUAGAGAAAACCAAACCGUGGAUGGAGGAAAUUGGCAAAGAGACAAAACGUUUAGAAGUAUCAGUAAAACGUAUUAGUGACGGUUUUAUAGGUACAUUAAACGACUUUGUAGAUAGGCUGAUUGGCAAUAAUGAUGCUGGUAAUAAUGGUGCAGUUUCAUUGUUUAAUGGUUUAUUAGGCGGUACUGGAAGUGGACCGGGUGCAGUUCAUGUUGUGAGCCAAACAACUAGGGUUGUGGAACAUACGAGUGAAUCGCCGAUGACAAACGAAAUUGAAAUCAACAAAUAAUCAUAUAAUAUAUAAAAA